This is a messenger RNA of Paramuricea clavata, 1515 nucleotides long. Lineage: Eukaryota; Metazoa; Cnidaria; Anthozoa; Malacalcyonacea; Plexauridae. The record is from the annotation of a GenBank genome assembly.
AUGGCUUGUUGCCCGACGGAAGAGAAAUAUGGCUACGAAGAUGGUCGUUUUGAGAAAGCUGUCGACGCCCACUUUCAUUGCUCUAUCUGCUACAAUGUUCUGAAGGAACCAAUGAUGUGUAGAAAUAAUGAACACAUAUUUUGUCGUGGCUGUAUUACUGAACAUUUAACUGUGAACUCGCAUACCUGCCCAGAAUGUAACGAGGACUUGACUGUCAAAACACUUCGCAAAGCGCGUCUGGUGAGCAAUUAUUUAUCUGAGCUUAAGAUAAAGUGUGAUUAUUCUAACCGAGGUUGCCAAGAGUUUAUUCGUCUUGAAGAGUUGGAUUCUCACGUCGAGAACUGUGGGUUUGCGCCGGUGAAAUGCUCAAACGAGGGAUGCGGAAUUGUGAUUAAUAAGCGAGAGAUUAUUAACCACGAAAGCACAGUUUGCGAGUACAGGAAAGUCAAUUGUCAUAACUGUAUGAAGAUCGAGCAAGAUAUCGAAGCAAUGAAAGAGAAAAUAGAAGGCCUCGCAUCCAAGGAAGAUGUAAAGGCGUUUAUCGAGGCGCUGAUGGUCCAGAUGUUUGAGAAAUUACGCUUCCUUGAAAACACCAUUCAAAUUUCAUCUGCCGUCAAUCAUGCAGCGAAUGCCUUAAUGGAAGACAUCUUGGUAGCUGGGGGCAAGGACAUUCGUGGUAAUGCUUUAAAAUCUGUCGAGAGAUUUUCGUGGAAGAAUAAUGUCUGGGAAAGAGUGUCCUCAAUGAACGAUGGUCGAAUAGGAGCAACGUCGUUUGUUUACGAGAAUCAAGUAUUUGUCGCUGGCGGAUGUGAUAGUCGUGUAAUUGAGGUAUUAAAUUUGAACGAAGGUCUGCUGCAAUGGGGUGAAUCUAUGGCCAAAGUUCCUUACUACUGUAAAUACCUCCGUUCCGUAGUUUACCAGAACCGGACAGUUCUGUUUUGCAUAUGCAGUAAGACCGAUAAUUGCGCAGAACUUUGUCUCACUGCACCUCACACAUGUAAGCAGUUGUGUAAAAUACCUGAGCCGGCAAGGACAUAUUAUACCGUGGUUGCACUUGAGCACAAAGUCUUGAUUUUUGGAGGAUUAUAUAGUGCUAGCAAUGAUAAUUUUCUUGAUAGUGUGUUACAGUUUGACAUUGGUACGAACGAAUUUAAAGAAAUGCCUCCAUUGCCCUGUGCUCUAUAUGGUAUGGCAGGUGUUCGUUGGGGGGAUCAAGCAAUUUUGAUUGGAGGCUCCUCGGAUAAAGACGGCCAAUCAAAAAAGGUUUAUAUGUACAAUUCCAAAACGGGCAACACCAUUGAAUUGCCAUCUAUGUUAGAAGAGAGAAGUGGAUGCUGUGCGAUUAUUACUGGCAAUACAAUUGUUGUGAUGGGUGGACGCGGAAAGACAACCGGUCGUGUUAGAUCUGUUGAAGCUUUCACUUUGGGAGGUUAUACCUGGAGAUAUCUUCCUGCCAUGAAUGAAAUUAGAAGUGUCGCCACUGCAACUGUUUUACCAACGAAAAACUUUCAUUGA